UUAGUCUUCAACUCGCACGUAUUAACCCGUUUACAAAAAUUAUUUUUCAUUUACACAGUGUAAUCAAUUAUGUCAGAAUUACCCAGUAUUCAACAAACAGUAGUAUCGGCGCUAGUAUCUCACGAUGAGUCACUCCACGAUGCAGAGCCAGCAGCAAAUUUCCCAAUCACGAUCACCAACACAAUAGUAGCGACAAAGCCCUUCGAGGACGGCGCAAACAUGGACGAAUGCCCCGAAGACCUCUACCCACCCGAGAACUUUGCCAUGGUCUGCCCCUACAUAUACCGCAGCGGGAUGCCAAAAAAACGGCACUUUCCCUUUCUCCAAAAGCUCAAGCUCAAGAGCAUCCUGACAUUGAUUCUCGAAGAGUACCCGGAGCAGAGCCAGAAAUUCCUCAAUCAAAACGGCAUCAAACUGUUUCAAUUCGGUGUUGCAGGGAAUAAGGAGCCAUUUGCGGAUAUUCCAGAGGCGGUUAUGUGCGAGGCUUUGGCGGUUUUGAUGGAUCGGAGGAAUCAUCCAAUUUUAAUUCAUUGUAAUAAGGGGAAGCACCGGACGGGGUGUUUGGUUGGGUGUUUGAGGAAGGUGCAGGAGUGGAGCCAUACAAGUAUUUUCGAUGAGUAUCGGAGGUAUUCAGCGCCUAAAUCGAGGUCGAUGGAUCAACAGUUUAUUGAGUUGUUCGAUGUGAGACCAGUGCUAGAGAAGAUUGAUUUGGCCUGCUUGCCCGAUUGGCCCAUGGUUUCUGCACGAGUUUCAUUUUCGCAGUAAGACAAAGUUAAUGAUGAGUAAACGACAACAAUUUAAAAAAAUAAACUUCGAUGAGAAUGACUAACCAAAAGGGAGAGAGUUCCCUGUUUUUUUUGUAAAUGAAAGGAGUGCGUAGUGCUCCGAUGUACAGUAACUUGGAAGUUGUUGUUUUUAUUCGACAACAAUGUCACUUGCACGCAACAUUUCACAUAGAUAAGAAGUAAACUCUAGGAGCACAGGGGACCAAUAAUAAUAAUAAUCAGUCCAUUUUUAAUUUUUAAUUUUUAAUUUUUGUUUUUACUCUUUAACGAUAAACGUUG
Messenger RNA from Kickxella alabastrina, 1064 nucleotides. Its product is annotated as tyrosine phosphatase family-domain-containing protein. The record is from RefSeq and is a predicted model, not a curated record. Gene Ontology annotation, cellular component: cytoplasm. Lineage: Eukaryota; Fungi; Kickxellomycota; Kickxellomycetes; Kickxellales; Kickxellaceae. Gene Ontology annotation, molecular function: phosphatase activity; inositol diphosphate tetrakisphosphate diphosphatase activity. Bases 70 to 765 code for a protein of 231 amino acids. Gene Ontology annotation, biological process: protein dephosphorylation. The transcript has a single exon.